AUGCGUGUUUUAAUUGUUUUUUUUUGUCUAAGGGAACUCCCUGUUUUUACAUGCCAAGCCCAUGUGUUCACAAUCGACCCUUCAACGCGUAGAUCAUGGGUUCAAGCAAGCUCUAAAGCGAUUGACAUAAACUUUUUCUACGAUUCAAAUAAACAAUGCUACCGGAUUGUUAGUGUAGAAGAUGGACCCGCUGGAAAGAAGGUAGUUAUCAACAGCACGAUAACACCUAAGAUGGUUUUUAAGCAGACUUCCCAGAAGUUUGGCCAAUGGGCUGAUCCAAAAUCCUCAGGUGUCUUUGGACUUGGAUUCGAUUCUGAAACUGAUCUAAAUAAAAGUGAGUCUCAACCCUCGACUCUCAAGAACGGACAGUCAGUUGCCCCGGUAUCACUGCCUGUGGUAGACCGGAAUACUCUCCCUCCGCCAACUCCUCCAGGUGCCUCUGUGGUGAAUGCUUUCCAAUCUGGCAUUGUUCCUGCCCCCAUAUUUUCUUCGGCUGUAACGAGUGAAAGCUGUUCCGGUGCUGAUGGCCAACAGGUCAUGCAGCAGCAAGCGUACUAUCAGGCGCAUAUCCAGCGACUUGAACGCGAACUUGAGGCAGUUCGAAGACAGGCAUCUAGACACGCCGAUAGCGGUCAUGCCAGUUCCCCCUUGAAAUCAAACUUCGAAAAUGUCGACUUGCGCGAUGGUCUGGACCGAAUACACUUGGCCUCGUCCUCGGAUGGCGGCAGCACCACCGGAGGCAGUUCCCUCGUCCGCAAACUUCCCCUUCUCUCCAGUGGACUAGUAACGCCGCUGGCGCACGUCGAAAAGGUUCCCUCCUCCGAGCAGCUCGUGGGUGGGGACAGCAAUGUGCCCUCCGAUAGCACGGCCAUGCUGCUUAAGUUGCACGCUCGUCUGGGGAGCAUUCUGCGCGACGCCUGUGACCUGCACAAACAAAUUGGCUUUCUCCUUUCUGCUGCAUCCGGUCAGCCGACAUGA
Molecule: messenger RNA, 978 nt
Organism: Mesocestoides corti
Lineage: Eukaryota; Metazoa; Platyhelminthes; Cestoda; Cyclophyllidea; Mesocestoididae
Source: the annotation of a GenBank genome assembly